CAACGCUGUGCACAGCUGUUUGGCCCAAAACAAAUUGCAAAUAUUCGCAAAGUACUUUGUUAGAGACUCGAAAAGCAAAUGCGCAUGCAGCGUUUAAGUAAUUGGGAGGCUGAACUACAGCAGCAGCACAAACGGCAUCGCUUUGAGCUUUGACGAAACUAACUGCCUGGAAACAACGCUGGCAAUGAUGCCGAUGCCCAUGUCCGCAUACGCAUACGAUGUGGCCAGCCGCACUCACACGAUUGCUAAGACGACGCAUUAUUUAUAUAAUUCUAGUACUGCUAGCUAUUCUUUACAUAUUCGGCAACCUCUUUGAUCAGAAGGGAGCCUUUAGUGCGCUGCAUUAUGAUGAGUAUAAACCACAACGGACACGACCGCUACUAUGGAAGCAACAACUGUUGCCUCCCGAAGAACAUCUCAAUCGCACGAAAGAUCCGGACUUACGUUGUCGAAACUCGGUGCAGGGACGGAAGCUGCUGGCGGAUGAGCGAGGCUUCGUAUGCUUACGCGAGCAGAUGCUUGUCAAUGGCUGCUGUAACGUGGAGUUGGCCGGCAUUAGCUAUUAUAGCUGCUACAGUUGCAAUACCACAUCGCACUGUUGCGGCGUCUAUGAGUACUGUGUCUCCUGCUGCCUCCAUCCGAACAAGCGAUCCCUGCUGGAGCAAGUGCUGCAGGCGCAAGAUACACAGAAAUAUAUCUAUGCCAGCGUUGUGGAUCACUUUGAGCUGUGCCUGGUCAAGUGCCGCACCAACUCACAUUCUGUCGAGCACGAGAACAAGUACCGCAAUGAGGCAGCCAAAUACUGCUAUGGCACCACCGAAGCGCACGAGUCGCAGCGCGAGGUGGCACCCAGGGGUGGUCAGGGUUAGUCAUAGGCUACAAAGAUCGUUUGCAAUAUCUGUCAAGUUUCAGUAGAAUGUUAUAAGCAUAAAGUUGCAUUAAUUAACUGUAAACGUUAUGGACAAUUUCUUCGAUUGUCUAAAUUAAGUGCAAAUAGGUCAGAUUAAUUACAUGAUUAAGUGGCACUGCGACAAUUAGUUUUUAGUAAAAUUCGCCAUGAUGGGAGCAAUAUAAAGCAGGUUGAGGCGUCUGCAGACCGAUUAAUGCUCGAUUUUUCAUUUUUUUUUCUCAGGUUUAUGACAUAAUUUAUAUCUUUAGUUGCCAAGUACAAG
Messenger RNA from Drosophila hydei, 1172 nucleotides. RefSeq names its product UPF0454 protein C12orf49 homolog. NCBI's taxonomy places the organism in Eukaryota, Metazoa, Arthropoda, Insecta, Diptera, Drosophilidae. The coding region runs from base 219 to 869 and encodes 216 amino acids. Gene Ontology annotation, biological process: positive regulation of SREBP signaling pathway. The record is from RefSeq and is a predicted model, not a curated record. The transcript is spliced from 2 exons.